Vicia faba (fava bean) is the source of this 3678-nucleotide messenger RNA. NCBI's taxonomy places the organism in Eukaryota, Viridiplantae, Streptophyta, Magnoliopsida, Fabales, Fabaceae. The record is from the annotation of a GenBank genome assembly.
AUGGAUUCGUCUUCUUCAUCAUCUUCGAAUCCUAAAUGGAUACACGACGUGUUCCUCAAUUUUAGAGGAGAAGACACUCGUCCGGGCUUCAUUUCUCAUCUCUAUGCUGCCUUAAAAAAUGCUGGAGUCAAUGCAUAUAUUGACCGUCAUCUUCCUAAGGGAACUGAGCUGGGACCAGAACUAUCACGAGCAAUAGAAGGGUCUCAUAUAUCUAUUGCUGUUUUCUCCAAAAGAUAUGCCGAAUCUAGUUGGUGUCUUAAUGAGCUGAAAAAGAUCAUUGAAUGCCACAGAAAUCAUGGUCAGGUGGUUGUCCCUGUAUUUUAUGAUGUUGACCCGUCAGAAGUGCGCCGCCAGAAUGGUGAUUUCGGGAUAUAUUUGAGACGUACUGUAAAAGAAAAAUACCUUGACUCGGGAGAGGAAAGGAUGGAAUAUAUGCUGUCCAAGUGGAGGAGUGCACUCACCGAAGCUGCUCAUUUAUCUGGUUGGGAUGUCAACAAUUGCAGGAAUGAAGCCGAACUGGUGCAACAAAUUGUUGAGGACAUUUUGACAAAACUAGAUAUUGCAUCCUUGUCUAUUACUGAAUUCCCAGUUGGAUUGGAUUCCCGUGUACAACAAAUAAUUGAGUUCAUUGAAAAUGAAUCAAGCCAGGUCUGUAUAAUAGGGAUAUGGGGAAUGGGUGGAUCUGGUAAAACAACCACAGCUAAAGCUAUCUACAAUCGAAUUCAUCGCAAGUUUGUUGAUAGAAGUUUCGUUGAAAAUGUUAGAGAAGUCUGUGAAAAGGAAAAUAGAGGGAUUAUUCAUUUACAAGAACAACUACUUUCAAAUAUCUUGAACACAAAGGAGAAGAUAUACAGCAUUGCAUUAGGGACAACUAAGAUAGAGAAAAUAUUUUGGGGAAAAAAAGCACUUGUUGUACUCGAUGAUGUGACUACAUUUGAACAGAUAAAAUCGCUAUGUAGAAAUCCUAAAUUGCUAGGUAUGGGAAGUGUGUUAAUUGUUACAACCAGAGAUGUUCGCCUACUUAAUUUAUUAAAGGUAGAUUUUUUGUGUACAAUGAAGGAAAUGGGCAAAAAUGAAUCCCUUGAGCUUUUCAGUUGGCAUGCUUUUAGACAACCUAGUCCAAACAAAGACUUUUUUGAACUCUCGAGGAAACUAGUUGCUUAUUGUGGAGGAUUACCGGUUGCUCUUGAAGUCCUUGGUUCUUACUUAUGGGAGAGGACAAAAGAAGAAUGGACAAGUGUACUCUCAAAACUAAAGACAAUUCCCAAUGAUCAAGUGCAAGAGAAAUUGAGAAUAAGCUAUGAUGGUUUAAAGGAUGAUAUGGAAAAGGAUAUAUUUCUUGACAUAUGUUGUUUCUUCAUCGGCAAGGACAGAGCGUACGUUUCUGAGAUACUAAAUGGUUGCGGGCUUCAUGCUGAUAUUGGAAUAUCUGUCCUCGUAGAACGGAGUCUUGUCAAAAUUGAAAAGAAUAACAAGCUUGCAAUGCAUGACUUAAUAAGAGAUAUGGGAAGAGAAAUUGUUCGCAAACGUUCAGCAAAAGAGCCUGGGAAGCGUAGUCGAUUGUGGUCUUGUGUGGAUGCACAUGAUGUUUUAACAAAACAUACUGGAACAGAAACUGUAGAAGGACUGGCUUUGAAGUUGCAAAGAACCAACAGAGUUUGCUUCAAUGCUCAUUCUUUUAAUGAGAUGAAGAAUCUGAGACUACUACAAAUUGAUUGUGUUGACCUCACUGGAGAUUAUGGGUAUCUUUCUAAAGAGCUCAGAUGGAUCCAUUGGCAACAAUCCACCUUCAACUCUAUACCUAAUGACUUUUAUCUGGGAAAUCUAGUUGUUAUUGACUUGAAACACAGUAGAAUUAGGCAAGUUUGGAAUGAAACCGAGUUGCUGGGGAACCUAAAAAUUCUCAAUCUCAGUCAUUCCAAGUACUUGAAAAGAACUCCCGACUUUUCAAAAUCACCGAAUCUAGAAAAGCUCAUCAUGAAAGAUUGUCCAAACUUAUCUGAGGUACACCAAUCCAUUGGAGAUCUCAAUAAUCUUCUUCUGAUAAAUUUGAAGGACUGUACAACUCUUAGCGAUCUCCCAAAGAAGAUCUAUCAAUUGAAAUCUGUGAAAACUCUCAUCCUUUCUGGUUGUUCAAAGAUUGACAAGUUGGAAGAAGACAUAGUGCAGAUGGAAUCCUUGACAACAUUGAUUGCCAAAGAUACCUCUAUAAAAGAGGUGCCAUGUUCAAUCAUAAGAUCGAAAAGCAUUGGAUACAUAUCCCUAUGUGGAUAUGAAGGAUUAUCAUGUAAUGUUUUUCCUUCUAUCAUUUGGUCUUGGAUGUCUCCGACCAUAAAUUCUCUACCCUGCAUUUCCCCAUUUGGGAACAUUUCAUUGUCCCUGUCUUCCACCAAUUUACAUAAUAAUAACUUGGGCCUUCUAUCACCAAUGGUCAUAAGCCUUUCAAAAAUCAGAACUGUUUGGGUACAAUGCCGCUCGAAGAUUCAACUAACACAAGAAUUACAAAGAGUUCUUGAUCAAUAUGUUGUAAAUGUUUCUGAAUUGGAAACAUCACAUGCAUCACAAAUUUCAAAUCUUUUCUUUAGAUCGCUGUUGAUUGGAAUGGGAAGUUGCCACAUAGUCAUAGAUACUCCUGGCAAGAGCUUAUCACAGGGAUUAACCGAUGAUUCGAGGGAUUUUUUCCUUCCAGGUGGCAAUUAUCCUUCUUGGUUGGCCUUUACAGGCGAAGGACCCUCGGCACAAUUUCAAGUUCCUGACGAUAUUGAUUGUCACGUGAAGGGAAUAAUCUUAUGUGUUAUUUAUUCAUCAACCUCAGAAAACAUUGGAGCUGAAUGUCUUACUAGUGUCUUGAUCAUUAAUUACACAAAGUGCACCAUUCAGAUACACAAGCGUGACACGGUAAUGUCCUUUAAUGAUGAAGAUUGGAAGAACGUAGCAUCAAAUCUAGGACCUGGUGACGAUGUGGAGAUUUUUGUAGCUUUUGGGCAUGGGUUGAUUGUUAAAGAGACAGUUGUCUAUUUAUUUUAUGAUAAGUCAAUCACUAUGGAAUUUGAACAAUCAAUUAUUAUGGAAGUUGAGCCAUCAACUAACAUGGAAGUGAAGCCAUCAGAGGAAGUGAAUGUGCAGCCGUCACCAGUAGUGGACGUGCAACCAUCACCUAAUGCAAGAGUAGAGGCAUCAAUUACUAUGGAACUUGAACAAUCAAUUACUAUGGAAGUUGAGUUAUCAACUAACAUGGAAACGGAGUCAUUAGCCGAAAUGGACGUGCAGCCAUCAUCUGAAGUGAACAUGCAACCAUCACCGAAUGUGACAGUCGAGGUAUCAACUAACAUCGAAGUGAAGCCAUCGGAGGAAGUGAGCGUGCAGCCGUUGCCUGUAGUGGAUAUGCAACCCUCGCCUGUUGUGGAUGUGCAACUAUCACCUAACAUCAAAGUGGAGGCAUCAAUUACUAUGGAAAUUGAACAAUCAGUUCCUAUGGAAGUUGAAUUACCAACUAACAUGGAAAUGGAGCCAUUAGCCGAAAUGGACGUGCAACCGUCACCUGAAAGGUACAUGCAACCAUCACCUAAUGUUACAGUCGAGGCAUCAACUAACGUUAAAACCAAUCCGUCGCCAGAAGUGAAGGCGCGGUCAUCAGUGCAUUUUCAGUCCCAACAAAUGGAUUAUUUGAUGAUAUAA